Molecule: messenger RNA, 2064 nt
Organism: Suillus subaureus
Lineage: Eukaryota; Fungi; Basidiomycota; Agaricomycetes; Boletales; Suillaceae
Exons: 6
Coding region: 295-1974 (559 amino acids)
Source: RefSeq, a predicted model, not a curated record
ACUUUUAGUGUCGCCACAUUGCACUGGAUACCCGUAAAUGCCGCGUCGCGCGCCCGCUUUCCAUCAUGAAGUCAGAUGCACCAGAAGCUAUGAUGGCCAUAGAAUUAAUCUGCGUGCCCAUCGUAGCAAAAUGCAUUUGUCGUACGUAUUUUGCACAAUCACUCUUUGCUACACGUGUUCUAUACAUGCGCUUUUCGUUCUCCGUUUCAACAGGUUUCUCUGAUUCUGGCAUCCCAGAACGAACCCUCCUCAGUAUCUCAAUCUGAAGGCUGAGUUCUCUUUUCAUUUAUAGGUAUGCACUGCCGUAGUAUGAGUCUCUUAAUCCGAAGACUGAGUUCUCCUUUCGUUUCUAGUCCGAGCUUACUUCAUUUUAGACUGGCCUUUCUGUCUCUGCCUCCCAUGGCAACGUCUUCCAAACCGACAGAUGAAAGCUUACUUCCAUAUGACGCACUCCCGAAUGACCAGGACCUUGACUCAAUAAUAGCUGAUGCGAAGUUCACUGCUGAUAUUAGAACCGAUUUCUACGACCGCAGUCUGGCGAGUCGCAGGAAUGCCCUUGUCGGAGUGGCAUGCUCGAGUAUCUUUAGCUGCUCAUGCAUCGUUGCAGGCAUUGUCACUUUAGCCAAUCACGGAGUCUUCGGAGUAAACGUAACCAACAUUCCCGCAGUGAGCGAGGGUGUUAAUCCGUUGCCCCUGGAGGGGGAGAUAUUGUCCCUGGCACUCAACUUAAUCGUCACGUUAUGCACCGAGUCCAUAGGCCUCGCACACGGCAUCUCAUUGCGCUCCGCGCUAGCCUCAGAGUCUCGGCUUCGUUUCAACACCAAUCUGCGCCUUCUGACUGCAGCUCGUGGAUGGUGUAACCCUAACGGCGUCCUGUUUAAUGGUAUCUCGGCUGUCCUCCUCAUCAUAUCCUACACCUCGGCUUCACUCGUCGUAUGUCCCAACUAUUCCUUGACAUAUCAGAAUCUUGCCAUCGCAGGGAUAUCUCUCCUCGUUUUGGGCAUCGCACUCCUCCUCCAGGUGAUGAUUGCAUUGUCAGGGAUGCGGGCUGUCAAAAUAUUGACAUGGAGCUCCUCACCUUUCGACUUGACUGCCGCACUGGUACAUCACACGCAAUUGACCCCCGCUACUUUCCGGUGCAUGCGUUGUGUGUCUGACCUAGACGCGUUUGGAGGUCCAGCGAAGCCAUCAGAUAUACAGCCCUCUGCGUGGCAUGCUCACCCUAACAUCCGGAAAGUUGUCAUUUUUCUCUGGGUGAUCGUUGCAGCUUGCGCUGGAUGGGCCGCACUCUCCACGUAUAUCCAGCGCAAGGACUAUGCUAACAUGGGUGCACUAAUGUGGUCGUUCUUACCCAAUAUGCAGUCCAGUUACAUCGCGUAUGAUCUACCGGGUGUCAAUUUUGGUGAGGUGUGGAUCCUUCUCUUGGUCAACAUGGCAGUUAUUCAGGGGUCGUUGACACUUGGGCUCCAUUGCUCGGAGCUCAUCGCGAAUGUCAUUCGAGACGAAACGCAGUGGAGGUCCGCUACCGGAAGGAAAGGACUUAGAACGGCAACGAAUUCUAUCUUAACUCAUCCGAUUUGUCUUGUACUUUUUGCCACAAAGCCUUUCCUGCACUGGAUUUUUGGGCUUUCAUUCUCCGUACAUGACGUCGCCUCUGACGGGACACUACGGAUUUCGUACAUAGUCAUGUAUACUGCCCAGAUCUGGAACUUAUGCAUUGCACUGUUUAUAUUUGCCUCUUUCUUCACUUUUGUCGCACUGCGCCGACCGCGUGGCCCCCAGCCGGCUGCAUACGGCCACCUCCAGACACUCGCCAACCUCGUGGACGAGUGGUCGCCUGUGAUGUGGUGGGGACACAAGGAAGAUGGAAUUCCGUAUUGUCAUGCUGGGACGAGCGAUCACCCGCUGCCGGAUGUGAAGAUGGACUGCGUUUAUGCUGGCUGCGAUACUGGGUCUCUGAUACCCCUUUCGUGAGAGGAGCUACAAGGGCUCCGUUCACCUUCGGACAUUUUCCACUGUUAAUUACAAUAAGAGAUUCCUGUAUACCACGUUUGCCGUUGUGAU